This is a messenger RNA of Sceloporus undulatus (fence lizard), 1669 nucleotides long. It is a transcript of the gene NME1, whose product is annotated as NME/NM23 nucleoside diphosphate kinase 1. Gene Ontology annotation, molecular function: nucleoside diphosphate kinase activity. The record is from RefSeq and is a predicted model, not a curated record. The transcript has 6 exons. Lineage: Eukaryota; Metazoa; Chordata; Lepidosauria; Squamata; Phrynosomatidae. The coding region runs from base 283 to 735 and encodes 150 amino acids. Gene Ontology annotation, biological process: UTP biosynthetic process; CTP biosynthetic process; GTP biosynthetic process.
AAAAACAUAAUGGUUUGAACAGACAGAGUGAAGUCCGUGGGCUAAAUGCAGAUGGCGUCCACUGAGCCAAGAAGUUGGUCCUGCGUUUGGCAAAAAAACAGAAGAGAUGAUACCAAAGCAGCCGGCUUUGGGCACGUGGGGUCGAGCCUCCUGUCGGAAAGAGUCCAGCUGUGAGUCUGGGCUUUCGCCAGGCUGGGGGCUGCAGUAGUGGCAGUGUUACCACAGCCUCCUCCAUCACAAGCAACUCAGCAGCAGCAACAGCAACAGCUCACUGGCAGGACAAUGAGUGAGCGCACCUUCAUAGCCAUCAAGCCUGAUGGAGUGCAGCGAGGCCUGGUAGGAGAAAUUAUCAAGCGAUUUGAACAGAAGGGAUUCAAACUGGUAGCCAUGAAAUUCAUGCAUGCAUCCGAAGAUCUCCUGAGAGAACACUACAUUGACCUGAAAGACAGGCCAUUCUAUGUUGGUUUAGUUAAAUAUAUGCAUUCUGGGCCUGUUGUAGCCAUGGUAUGGGAAGGUCUUAAUGUAGUGAAGACUGGGAGAGUAAUGCUGGGAGAAACCAAUCCUGCAGAUUCCAAGCCUGGCACAAUUCGUGGGGACUUUUGUGUACAAGUUGGCAGAAAUAUAAUUCAUGGCAGUGACUCUGUAGAAAACGCGGAGACGGAAAUCAACCUGUGGUUCACUCCUGAAGAACUGGUUGAGUACACAAAGUGUGAUCAUGAAUGGAUUUACAGCUGAAACCUAGUAUGUUACCCUAGAUUUUCCUAUUGUUCCACUGACAAUUGGUCUUUAAACUUCCCCUACCACAAUUCUUCUUUAAGGUUGUGUUUCUACACACACAACAUGCUUUCAAGUAUAUUUUUGGAAGCAUUAGUUGUAUUUUAAAAUACAUAUAUCAUAAUGUUUGAUGUUCUGCCUGAACAAAAAGGUUUUACUUACUGAAUUAUAAUUUAUUUAUUUACUAUUUAUUCUACUACUUGAGGUGAAAAAGGGAAAUGCUCCCGCUCCCUCUCCUAGCCAAAUCAUACUGUGUAAUACCAAAGUCUAGCAAAUUUAUUUUAUUUGUCUGCUUUAGGAUUUUUUUUUAGUAUUGAGAGUAGAAAAUUCCAAAAUAAAUUCUCCCUGAGAAUAAGAAAAAAUACAAUGAAAAGUAAAAUAAAAUAGCAAUUUGCUCCACUUUCAUGACAGUCAAAAUCAACUGCCUGGUGUGUAUGUCUCACUCUGCCCAAUAGUACAGUUGCCCCUCCAUUUUCGCAGACUUGGAGUCCGCGUCCCUUGGAAAUACGUGGGGCAAAUGGAGGGCAACACCAUGGCGCAUAGGAGCGCACGGCCAUUUGUGUCAAUAGGGACUCCAACAUUGGCGAUUUUCCAUUUUUGUGGGGAGGGGAUCCAGAACAGAUCCCUCACAAAAACGGAGGGGUGACUGUAGUGCUGGACCAAAAUGCAGAUCUUAAAUUGAUUGUAUUAACUAGAUCUAACCCAGUAUUUUAGACUAAGCUUAUGGUUAUGUGUUUCAAAGAUGAUAAUGUAUACCUUGGUUACAGAAUUGGUUGUACAAGUGAUUUGGCAAAGACAUUAUACUGUAUUACCUGACACUGAUCAGCAGAACAGCUGCUUUAACCUUAAAAUGCCAAGUGAUGGCUGCUCUAAGUCUGGUAAACCACUGCAUUAU